AUGUGUGCACGAAGUUCGGAAGAUGUGGACAGCACUCCGUGGGCAUUAGCAGCUCUGCUGCAUUACCCCGAAAUUGUCAAGACUUUCAUAGACAAGUGCCAGGAAACCGGUAAAGAGUUCCUUAUUCUGCCAUCAGGUGCCUCAGUCUUAAGAGCCGUGAUACAAGGAGGGUCGCUGAACGAUUCUACGUUUGCGAAAAUAGUCCGGCAUGGCCAGCGUCGGUAUUCGAGAGCAGAGCAAACCAUAGACAUACUCAUGGAAUCUGGGGCUAAAGAUCAUCUUUCACGGCCUCCUGGAACAGCAUGUUGCUCGGCGGUAUUGGACGCAUCACUGUGCCAAAAUCAUAUUCUAGAAAUCUUGCAAAAGCAUGGGGCAAUGGACCAAAUUAAUGAGCUGGGUUACUUGAUCGAACCGGGAGAUUCGCAGUAUGAUACAGAUUUUGUUUCUCGACCGUUGUUUGUUGCAAUUCAAUAUGGCAAGCAUACCAAUGUUCAAAGACUUUUGAAUCACGGAGCCGACCCUCGUAUGGUCAUGAACCCUGAGAAUCCCGUCACGAUUCUUCAAGCGUGCGCAGAGUGUGGGUAUCAAAACCUGACACUGAUUGCAGAGUUUAUCGAGAGAGGAGUGAAUGUCGACGAUGGCCCACCUGGAUUUACCACCGCGCUUUGCAUGGCAGUCACCAACCGCAACUAUGUAUUAGCAGACUUUCUGCGUGAAAGAGGAGCAAAUGUAAAUGCGUUGGCUCAGCGAGGUCUGCUUGACAGAAGUGACUACCCAGCUACCGUUCUUAGCAGGAUGGUUGUCGAGAAUUCCCCAGGUUCCGUGUCUUGCAUUCAAUUUCUCUUUCGUCUUCGGCCUAAUUAUGAACGUGUCAAUUGCAUUGUCGAACCCGACUUGAAUCACACAAUCUUUCAUAGGAUCGCUUUGACUUAUGGGGAUGGUCAAGACAAGUUGGCAACACUGACGACGCUUGACCUUUGUGUGAGCUAUUUCGGCAAUCCAGAGACAGCGGAGUGGGAAGAAACUAGCGAUACCGUUCCAGUCGAUGUCCCGGAUAUCAACCAGCGUUCCUUUGCACCCCCGGAUCAUGCUAAGUCCGAAGCCGUUGAUCGCGGUGGAAACACUGCAUUGCACCUUGCGGUGCUUUCAGCCAAUCUUGAGGUUUUGCAGUAUCUCCUGACGUCUCUAAGAGGCGUGGAUACCACUAUCCGAAAUGAUGACGGGAUGACAGCUCUAGAAAUUGCAGAACAAGCUUAUCCGUCCUUUGAGUCUCAGUGGAAACCAAAACCGAUUCCUAGAAUUCGGAACCGACAGCUUCUCGAAGCUCAGGAACGCCGAAACGCGAUUGUUGACCUGCUGACGAGCCACGCUCCUCCAGCAGAAUGA
Messenger RNA from Bacidia gigantensis, 1386 nucleotides. RefSeq lists its product as uncharacterized. NCBI's taxonomy places the organism in Eukaryota, Fungi, Ascomycota, Lecanoromycetes, Lecanorales, Ramalinaceae. Gene Ontology annotation, molecular function: protein binding. The record is from RefSeq and is a predicted model, not a curated record. The transcript has a single exon. The coding region runs from base 1 to 1386 and encodes 461 amino acids.